This is a messenger RNA of Onthophagus taurus, 1261 nucleotides long. It is a transcript of the gene eIF2Bbeta, whose product is annotated as eukaryotic translation initiation factor 2B subunit beta. Gene Ontology annotation, molecular function: translation initiation factor activity; guanyl-nucleotide exchange factor activity. Gene Ontology annotation, cellular component: eukaryotic translation initiation factor 2B complex. Lineage: Eukaryota; Metazoa; Arthropoda; Insecta; Coleoptera; Scarabaeidae. The record is from RefSeq and is a predicted model, not a curated record. Gene Ontology annotation, biological process: translational initiation.
UAUAUCUACAUAUAAACAAAGCAUUAAUUUUCUAAAUUUAUAAACAUAACCUAUAAACGUCAAACGUGAACGUCAAACUAACCUAACCUCAAUCUAAACUGAUAAUAAAAAAAGCAUAAAUUUCAUAAAAUUACACAUUUUAAGAACGAUUUGCUUCAAAAAUGGAAGAAACGGACAACUUAAAAGAUAUUAUGAAGUUAAUAACGGAUAUAAAAGUGCGAAGAGUGAAAACUUCGUAUGAUAUAGCUUUAAAGACCGAGAAAUUAAUUGAAAAUUACAUUGCUGUAGGAAAAUGGAAUACAGCGAGAGAUUUAAUGGGAACGAUUCGAAAAUACAUGGAAACAAUCAAACAAUACCUUCCCCACGAAGCAACAAUAAAUAACGUAAUGAGACAUAUUUUAAAAAUAAUCAGGGAUGAGUACGAUUUAGGUUUCAAAAAUAAAGGUGACGAAUCCACUUUGUACGCUUUAUUAACAUCGAAUCCCGAUGAUCAAAGCUUGAAAUAUGGUCAAAAAAUGGAAAGUUUAAAAACGGCAUUAUUGGAUCAUUUAUCAGAAUACAAAACUGAACUUGAAACAAGCGCCGAUAACAUUGCAAGUCAAGCGGCGGAUCAUAUUCAUACAAACGAAAUUAUUUUAACAAUUGGACAAUCCGAUACGGUUACUAAAUUUUUAUUGCAAGCGGCUAAAACGAGGAAAUUUCAAGUUAUCGUUGUUGAAUCGGCUCCAAAUUAUGAUGGUCAUAACAUGGCUGUAAAUUUGGCGAAUCAUAACAUUCAAACAACUGUAAUUCCGGAUGCUUGUAUUUUUGCGAUGAUGUCUCGAGUUAAUAAAGUUAUAAUUGGAACACAUACAGUGAUGGCUGAUGGAAGUUUAAGAUCAGUUUGUGGAGUACACACCGUUACUUUGGCUGCACAACAUUAUUCAAUACCUGUAAUUUGUCUUGUACAUAUGUAUAAAUUAAGCACCAUUUAUGCCACAUCCCCAGAACACCCAACCUUUAACAUUUUAGGUUCACCUGGUGCUAUAUUACCAUAUUCAAGUGGACCAAUUUUAAAUAAAGUUCACGUUUAUAACCCAGUUUUUGAUCACGUCGAACCGGAAUUAAUCUCUUUAUUUGUUACACAUCAAGGAGGGAAUACUCCAUCCUAUGUUUAUCACAUGUUGUCCGAGCUUUAUCACCCAGAUGACUAUGAAUUAUAAAUUAAUUAUAAUUAAAACAAAUAGAAAUAAAAGGUUUUGGAAAAAUUCAAGAAUCUUCA